This is a messenger RNA of Chroicocephalus ridibundus (black-headed gull), 2800 nucleotides long. Its product is annotated as charged multivesicular body protein 3. Gene Ontology annotation, cellular component: endoplasmic reticulum; ESCRT III complex; multivesicular body. The record is from RefSeq and is a predicted model, not a curated record. Gene Ontology annotation, biological process: protein transport; endosome transport via multivesicular body sorting pathway; late endosome to vacuole transport. Gene Ontology annotation, molecular function: ubiquitin-protein transferase activity. NCBI's taxonomy places the organism in Eukaryota, Metazoa, Chordata, Aves, Charadriiformes, Laridae. Bases 191 to 2251 code for a protein of 686 amino acids. The transcript has 4 exons.
CCGCCGCGGCUCCGCCGGGGCGGGGACAGCGGCGGGAGGGAGGAGGCGGGGGGGCCGCGGCCCCGCGGCGCUGACAGUCCCGUCCCCCCCCCCGGUUCCCUUCCCUUCCCGCUGGCCGCCCCGCCCCGCGGCAGCCCGGCCUCCGGCGCGGCUCUCCCCGGCCCCUCGGCGGGCAGCCCCCGGCGGGAAGAUGUGGGUGAAGCUGUGCUGUUUGCUGCUCUACUUCCUGGCGCUCUUCGUCCUGGCCAGGGUGUUCGAGGCCGUGGCGUGGUACGAGAGCGGCUUCCUCGCCACGCAGCUGGUGGACCCGGUGGCCCUGAGCUUCAGGAAGCUGCGGACCAUCCUGGAGUGCCGGGGGCUGGGGCACUCGGGGCUGCCCGAGAAGAAGGAUGUGCGGGAGCUGGUGGAGAAGUCAGGCGACCUUAUGGAAGGAGAGCUUUAUUCUGCUCUCAAGGAGGAAGAGGCCUCUGAAUCGGUUUCCAGUACAAACUUUAGUGGUGAAAUGCACUUCUAUGAGCUUGUAGAAGACACAAAAGAUGGGAUCUGGCUGGUACAGGUCAUAGCAAACGACAGAAGCCCACUGGUGGGUAAAGUCCACUGGGAGAAAAUGGUGAAGAAAGUUUCAAGAUUCGGCAUACGUACUGGCACUUUUAACUGUUCCAGUGACCCCAGGUACUGCAGGCGGAGGGGCUGGCUGAAAUCCACCCUCAUUAUGUCGGUUCCACAAACCAGUACCUCUAAGGGAAAAGUGAUGCUUAAGGAAUACAGCGGGCGCAAAAUCGAAGUGGAGCACAUUUUCAAAUGGAUCACAGCCCAUGCUGCUUCUCGGAUCAAAACCAUCUACAACUCUGAACAUUUAAAAGAAGAAUGGAACAAAAGUGACCAGUACCAUGUGAAAAUAUACCUGUUUGCCAACCUCGACCAGCCGCCGGCGUUCUUCUCUGCACUGAGUGUAAAGUUUACUGGAAGAGUAGAGUUUAUUUUUGUGAACGUGGAAAACUGGGACAAUAAAAGUUACAUGGCAGAAAUUGGUGUCUACAAGACACCAUCGUACAUACUUAGGACUCCCGAGGGGAUUUACAGGUAUGGAAAUAACACUGGUGAAUUUAUAUCACUACGUGCCAUGGAUUCCUUUUUGCGCUCAUUACAACCAGAAGUUAAUGAUUUAUUUGUCUUAAGCUUAGUUUUGGUUAAUCUGAUGGCUUGGAUGGACCUGUUCAUUACACAAGGCGCUACUAUAAAGCGUUUUGUGGUUCUUAUAAGCACUUUAGGGACGUAUAAUUCAUUAUUAAUUAUUUCCUGGCUACCCGUCUUAGGUUUUUUGCAACUACCUUACUUAGACAGCUUUUAUGAGUACAGUUUAAAACUCUUCAGGUACUCUAACACAACUACUUUGGCUUCUUGGGUAAGAGCCGACUGGAUGUUCUACUCUUCACAUCCAGCCCUCUUCCUCAGCACGUACCUUGGUCAUGGUUUACUAAUUGAUUACUUUGAGAAGAAAAGAAGACGCAAUAACAACGCCGAUGAAGUAAAUGCUAAUAAUCUGGAGUGGCUGUCAAGCCUCUGGGACUGGUACACCAGCUACUUGUUUCAUCCUAUUGCCUCUUUUCAACACUUUCCUUUUGACUCUGAUUGGGAUGAAGACCCGGAUUUGUUCUUGGAGCGGUUGGCCUUCCCUGAUCUCUGGCUUCACCCUCUGAUACCAACCGAUUACAUAAAAAACUUACCGAUGUGGAGGUUUAAAUGCCUUGGUGUCCAUUCUGAUGAGGAAAUGCUGGAAACCUUUCAAGACAGCGAAAGUGACUCUGACAGUGAAAACAAAGAGGUCUUCAGUAGUGAAAAAGAAGUCUCGGAGGACGAUGAUCUGAACACAUUUCAUAGCCGCAGUGAAGGAGAGCCUCGGUGCAGUACUGAGACCUGUUCAUGUGCCAAUAAAUAUUGCCAUCCCGAGCCAUAUGAACGGAAAGUGCGAUCCUACGGCUCGUACAGCACCGCGGGUGACAUGGAGCCGGAUUGGUCAGCCUGGCCCUCCGACAUGUUGCACUGUACAGAAUGUGUUGUGUGUCUAGAAAAUUUUGCAAAUGGUUGUCUGCUCAUGGGCCUGCCCUGCGGCCACGUAUUCCACCAGAAUUGCAUCGUGAUGUGGCUGGCCGGCGGGCGACACUGCUGCCCUGUCUGCAGGUGGGCUUCAUACAAAAAAAAGCAGCCAUACACACAUCCGCAGCCUUUGUCGAGUGAUGCCCCAUCUUAGCUGUGUGCUGAUGUCCUUUGUAAGCUUUCAGGAUAUUACUGCUUGCCUUUUAAAUGUUAGUCACUUAAAAGAUUAUGUGGUUUGAAGUUUUAGUUUAAAUGUUAGUGCAGUGAACUAAAAUAUACAUGAUGCUAACGUUAACGACAGAAUCAUUUGGUUGCCUUGUAUGUUGAACUGAACGCAUACUUAUCGUACAAUAACUUCUUUUUAACAUCUGGAAACUCGAUGCUGUUUUUGUAAGCACAAAAAUCAAGCCUACAACAGAAGCAUAUUCCAGCAAACGUUUACAAGUUAGGAUGUGGGUGAAAUUGAAAUUCUAAUCGGAGACAGUUGCUUAAUUUAAGUGUUUCUUAUUUUAGAGUCUGUUCAGCACAUCUUUGUUGAAUAAUGUACGUUGUAAGACAGUACCAUUUAAAAAGAAAUCAGUGAAAUAAAUUAUUUUAAAAGGAGAUUUGUAAUGUUAAUUGUUUUGAUAAAUAUUUUGUGUGUAUGGUCACGGAUGUCUUGCUGGUCUGAUUUAUCUGUGAAGACAAUAAAAAUAUAACACAA